AUGACGAGAAAUGAGACGUUGCUCAGGUUACAAAAGAACAGACAUGUCAUUGAUGUACGGCCGCAAUUGGUUCAAGUGAUUGGGUCAAUCUGUACAGUAGCGCUCUUUGUGGGCAAUAUUUGUAUUUACAUGCGAGUGCAAAAUAACAACUCAACCACCAUCGAUCCCCGCAGUUAUUUUAAUCUUCAUACGGAUCAAGGCCCUCUCACCCUGUCGCAGAAACUCAUGGAAAUCAAAUUGGACUGCUCGGAAAUCAAGUCCAUCUACGAUUUAGAAAAGUGCUAUCCAAAUAGGUUAGUCCGCGAACUAGGUGAUUCGUGCCUCUUGGUUGAAACAUGGAACGAUGUCCAGCGGUGUAUGACUGGGCGUUUUACCAAGGAACCUUUGAAACAUUAUCAAAUUCAUAUAUUGGGGGAACGGAAUAGCGGUACAAAAUUUGUGAUGCGUGAACUUCAACGUUGCUUUCCACGUUUUCAGUUUGGGGUAAAAGUACAUCGUGACUUUGUGAGGGCGAAGCAUUUUUUUCAACCAAUUGUCGCUGGCGACUUCAAAACAAACAUAUUGAUUGUAGUAUUUCGAGAUCCAGUUGAAUGGGUGGCAGCCAUGCGCGAGAAGCCGUAUCAUAGCCCCAAUCAUAUCUUGAAAUUUGAAAAUCAAUCCGGCGCUAUAGUCCCGUUGCCUUGGAAAGAGUUUGUGACUCGAGCUUGGACGACUAAGCGGUCUGAGUUUGAUAAAAAGUUGGUACUCGAAGAUCGUGUGAAGGAAACUAUGAGGGGAGAUAUUUGCAGGGAGCGUUUCGCUUUUCACGAAGUUUUGCCUUGUCGGUACGACAACACUACAUCGUCAAUACCUGAUAGUCGCAUUCGCGGAUUUGAACCCAUUUAUGAAAUGCGUAGGGAUGGUUCUGGCGAGCCCUUCGAUAACAUACUGGAAAUGCGGUCCGACAAGAUUGUUAACUUACUUCUGGAAAUGUCAAUGAUGAUGGAUUUGGGAGGCUACAUGGCUGUGAGGUACGAAGACCUCUUGCGCGAAGGAACUAAGUCCCUCCUUACACAAGUUGCUACUAUGGUUGGUAUGGAUAACGUACCUGAGCAUUGUAGCGCAAGUGGCCCUCAAGCCAAUCGCAUUGGUCGCAGGAAAAUACCAAUCGAGUUGCGUCAGUGGGUUCAAACUCAUUCAGUCACUAAAACCGAAAGACUGCUGGGAUACUUGGACUGA
This is a messenger RNA of Phaeodactylum tricornutum CCAP 1055/1, 1218 nucleotides long. RefSeq lists its product with no specific name. The record is from RefSeq and is a predicted model, not a curated record. Bases 1 to 1218 code for a protein of 405 amino acids. Lineage: Eukaryota; Bacillariophyta; Bacillariophyceae; Surirellales; Neidiaceae. The transcript has a single exon.